AUGCCCGCCGCGGCCUCUCGGCCCAGCGAUGGGCCACCGUUGCCCGAAGCUAUGAGUCCGGCGCCAUCGCAUCCUCUCUCCACGACAGCAUCACCAGCAACAGUAGCAAUGGCAGUAUCAACCUCAUCCUCAGCGCUGGCCUCAUCGUCGACACCAGGACGACAAAGUCCAAAAGCACGCCCACGGGCAUUGAAUAACCAACACCAUCCGUAUCGUAUAGAGCUUCUCGAUCUUACUCCCGUCUCUGUCUCGCUGCUAUGGUCCAUUCGCCCUCCGCCUCUCAGUGCUAUCCCACUAGAAGUGGUUAACUCGCAGCUGCGCAAGCGUGUCAAACCGCGCUCAGGCAACAGCAACAAUCGCAGCUCCUCGCCAAACCGUACUUCUGCUAGAGCCACCGCUGUGUCACCUUCACCGACGUCGGCAACCGCAGCGGCAGCAUCAAAGUCAUCCAGGGCAUCGCCAUCAGCAGGGGCAUCUGCUCCAUCUUCUGAUCGUAAUGCGUCCAACGCAAGCAAUGCUCCAGAGAACCCCAUCUCCAAGCUCACAGAGGGUCUUGUUGCAACCCGCAGUCUCAACCGCAAAGUCACCAAAAUUCGUCUUCGCGCGCCUCCCACUGUCGCAGCUCAGCCUAGGAGAAGCUCGCAUAGCUCAGCACCAUCCGACUCCGCUCACAAUUCGGCCAACGACGACGAAGCCUGGCCCUCUGACGAUGGAGCAACGGCCGUGGAAGACGAAGCUGGUUCUGCUUCUGACGCCUCUGAUUCUGACUAUGAAGGAGCACCCGACGCACGUCAUCACGUCACAAGCGUCUUCAAGGACCGUGUUUCAGUCACUGUCAAUGGUCACGACUGGUCGCACGUCUUGAUGGGUGAGCGUGGCUCACAUGAGGCAAUCGUCGUCAUCUUUGCACUCGAGCCCGAAUCUGACUAUGAUAUCCAGUUCCUCGUCAAGGGUGGUCAGGAUGGUGCACACGAUAUCUUUCGUGCCUCGUUGCGCACUCGAGCCGAGCGCGACUCCUCGCGGUCCACCGAUUCCCCUCCCACCAUCCGAUCCGCUUCCCCCUCACCACUCAGUCGUCUCGCCGCUCCCAUACCCGAGCUCGCUGCCGUCGGGCCUGCCCCGCGGCGUCUCGCAGUCCUUCAAUCCGAGCUCGAUGCCAGCGAAGCUUUGAAAGCUUCUUUGAUUGCCGAUAUGAAGAGGGCAAGGAAAGAGUCCUCAAAACAAGAGGCAGGUCUUCGACACGAAAUUGACGCUGUCAAGCGAAGCAUGGACCGUAUGAGUGCCGUCGACCACCGCAGCCGGCAGAAGGUGCUUGCGCUGCAGGAGCUCAUCAAGCAAACCACCAUUCACACCAAGGAGAUUCACGAGCAAGCCGAGGUCACAGAGAAGGAACAGCACGAAUGGGAGGAGCAGGACGCCAAGCUUGAGGCUGACGUCGAGGCAUUGCGGAAAGAAGUGGAAGCUGAAGAAGCAGCGACACAGGCCGAAUGGGACAAGGAUGAAGCAACUAUUGCAGCGCUCGAGAAGGAGCUGCGAUCGUUGGAAGCGACGGCUAAGUCCUUAGAAGCAGAAAGGGAUGAGCUGCGGGACGACAAGCUCGCUUCAGUGCGAGCUGAGAUCGAAAAGGUCAAGGAACAGGCCAAAGAGACGCUUAAUCGACCUGUGGCUUCUCGACGAGGCGGUCCCGCCGCCGGAGCUUCCCAACGUGGAGGACACCGUCACGCGAGCGGCCCGCAUGCCACUGCCAACGCAUCAGGUGGAAAAGGCAAGCCUCAUCAGGGGGGCAGAGGAGCCAAGGCAGUCAACUUUGGCAAUCGUGCCGUCUCAGGUCCUGCUGGUCAAUUUGGUGGACCUGGCGGCAACAACAGCAGUAACACAGGGUUUGCAGGCGCUUCGCGAGGAUUCAUGCAGAGCUUUGGUAAGGGUUUCCGUCGAGGCCAAAACCAUAAUCAACAGACGCAGAGCUUUGAUGCCAUGGCUGGUACUGGUUACACCUCAGGUGGACAAGGAGCUAUGCUGCCACCAGGACAAGGGUACAUGCCCGCUGGCAUGCAGGAUCCAGCCGCCAUCGGUGCAUAUGGCGGCCAAGCGCCUUACGGCUCGCUCGAUUCCUUCUAUGGCCAGCUGCAACAACAAGGUUCGCAAUUCCCAUUUGGUGCGUCUGAAGCCAGUCAGGACGAUCUCUAUGACCCAACACUCGGCUUCGACCCUUACGACUCAUCGAUCGAUGCCAGGAGGAGAUCCAGUCUCCCACUGCCACAGAUAUCGUACAAUCCGCCACAACAGGUGAUGCAGUCGUCUUCCACAUCGACGGCGCUGAAUCCGGCUAACCCGGAGUUUGUGCCCUCGACCGGGUCGAAUCAUGCUUCGCCCGUGAUCAGCAAGAACCCGUCUUUUUCGGGAGCGAAGGUGCCUGCUUCCACGACGACGACGACGACAAGUUCCGUUCCUUUGCCCGCUCACGCGGUCGUUGCAACCCAGUCGCCUCCGCCUGGCGUUGCCUCGGUCGAACACUCCCCAACAUCUUCCUCGCGCUUCGCUUUCCCACUCGCACGUCACCUGCCCAACGCUGGCACAGGUGGUGCAGGUACAUCCUCGCUUGCCACAAAGUCCAGCUCACCCGCGCUGGCCUCAGCUAACUUCGCAGCUCCGGGGUCGGCCAGUGGCAGUAACAAUGUCCUCAAUCUUCCUCUUGGGUCGGACCUCAAUGCACUGCCCUCAGGCGUUGGCUCAAACCUGUUCUCGUCUCUGGGAGCGUCCGGGACGGCAAGUCCGUUCGCGCGGCACUCACCGUUGCUUCCACAAGGCAUCGACGGCGCCUCAUCCGGCGUCAACACAUCAUCCUUUGCAGGUGCAUCUCCUCGAUUUGCCGCGAUGGGUCUCCACAGCCAAAGCCAUCCGGUUGGAUCGGGAUCUGACGAUCUCUCUGCACCGCCUUUCGGAGCUUCAUCGAAGUUUGGACUGCUGGACUACGAUCCGAGCUUGGACAACUUUGGUCCUGCCCCGGGCUACUCUAGCGGUCUUGGCGGUACUUCUUCUUCUUCAGGCGCCCAUCCGAAUGCAACAGCCGGUGUUGGGCUGCCUCCGUUUAGCACAAGCACGAUGCAGUCAAUUUUUGGCGCGAGCGACACGUGGUCUGCCCCGAACUCCAAUUCGAGCUGGGGAAUCACCUCGUCUCCGCCUCUAGGCAGUGCUUCUCCUGCCAAUGCGGGGGGCACUGGAGGAGGAGAUAUAUGGUCGGCUCCCACACUUCCCGGUGUCUCGUCAAUACGAACUAAGUUUUCGCUGCAAGACCUAGCAGGCUCGACACCAGCACAAGGGUCACCAUCGAACAAUGGCGGUGGUGUUAACAGGGAUGCAGGAUUCGCUGCUUUCGGCGCAGGAGGCCGAUUGGGAGGUUUGGCUGGGCUGGGCGCGAUCGGUCAAGCGCCGGUAGGAGCGGCCGUGCCGAACAGGUCAAGUCCACUUGCGAGCCCUGUCGCUGCGACUCCCAGUCCAAAGGUUGCUACUCCUCGAGAGGAGAAAAUGGAGGCAAAGAAGGAAACGGAGGAAACUCAAGAGUGA
Molecule: messenger RNA, 3564 nt
Organism: Ustilago hordei
Lineage: Eukaryota; Fungi; Basidiomycota; Ustilaginomycetes; Ustilaginales; Ustilaginaceae
Exons: 1
Coding region: 1-3564 (1187 amino acids)
Source: RefSeq, a predicted model, not a curated record